This is a messenger RNA of Selaginella moellendorffii, 534 nucleotides long. RefSeq names its product G-type lectin S-receptor-like serine/threonine-protein kinase At5g35370. The record is from RefSeq and is a predicted model, not a curated record. Gene Ontology annotation, biological process: protein phosphorylation. NCBI's taxonomy places the organism in Eukaryota, Viridiplantae, Streptophyta, Lycopodiopsida, Selaginellales, Selaginellaceae. The transcript is spliced from 2 exons. Bases 1 to 534 code for a protein of 177 amino acids. Gene Ontology annotation, molecular function: ATP binding; protein kinase activity.
AUGGACGUAGAGAUCCAAGGCUCGUCGAAAGGACACUCGCAGUUCAAGGCCGAGGUGAUGCACUUCAACCUGGUAAAGCUCCGGGGCUUUUGCAUCCAGGGACCAGCCGGAUUGCUUGUCUACGAGUUCAUGCUCAAUGGAUCACUGGACAAGUUGAGGCUUGACAUCCAGGUGAUCCCGGCAAUCCUUCGUGGAGGAACUCCCGGAUACAUGGCACCCGAGUUGAUCCACACCAAAGUCACGGACAAGACCGACGCCUACAGCUUUGGAAUCGUGCUGCUCGAGCUCGUCAACACCAAGCGCACCGUCCAGUUCCAUCCUCAAUCAUCUUCUUCCUCCUCAUCCCCCUCACAACCGCGGUUCCUGGGCGAAACCGCUCUGAGCAUGUUUCACAGUGGUAUCGUCGUCGAGCUCAUUGACGAAAAGCUCCUGGACGAUGAUCUCGCCAGCACUAGUAGUGGCUUGGAGCUCAAGGACGCCGAGAGGUACGUGAAAAUCGCAUCUGAGCCGAGGCUGCAAUCCGCCCCUCUAUGA